Messenger RNA from Zingiber officinale, 866 nucleotides. Its product is annotated as eukaryotic translation initiation factor 5A-2. Gene Ontology annotation, biological process: positive regulation of translational elongation; positive regulation of translational termination. The transcript is spliced from 6 exons. The record is from RefSeq and is a predicted model, not a curated record. NCBI's taxonomy places the organism in Eukaryota, Viridiplantae, Streptophyta, Magnoliopsida, Zingiberales, Zingiberaceae. Gene Ontology annotation, molecular function: ribosome binding; translation elongation factor activity; RNA binding. The coding region runs from base 178 to 657 and encodes 159 amino acids.
AAUCCGUUCUCUAGACAUCCGACGGCUCUGUUCUUCCCAUGGCCAUAUCUGUCGUCCUAUUUAUGGUGAGGUAACCCUAGCUCGAGGCUGCAGGCGGUUUCCGAUCCCUCGCUGUUCCAUCUCGCUUCCUAGCUCCUACGCCUCCGGCCUUCGCUACCAGCGUUUGCAUCAGCGAUCAUGUCGGACGAGGAGCAUCACUUCGAGUCAAAGGCCGACGCUGGGGCGUCCAAGACAUACCCGCAGCAGGCUGGGACGAUUCGGAAGAACGGAUACAUCGUCAUCAAGGGCAGGCCCUGCAAGGUUGUUGAGGUUUCAACGAGCAAGACUGGAAAGCAUGGUCAUGCAAAGUGUCACUUUGUUGCCAUAGAUAUCUUUAAUGGCAAGAAGCUUGAGGAUAUUGUGCCGUCCUCACAUAAUUGUGAUGUACCUCAUGUUAAUCGCACAGACUACCAGCUGAUUGAUAUCUCUGAAGAUGGCUUUGUGAGCCUUUUGACUGAAAAUGGUAACACCAAAGAUGAUCUGAAGCUCCCAACAGACGAUAAUUUGCUUACUCAGAUUAAAGAUGGUUUCGCAGAGGGAAAGGACUUGGUUGUCUCUGUGAUGUCUGCGAUGGGUGAAGAGCAAAUUUGUGGCCUCAAGGACAUCGGCCCCAAGUAGCUUCCCCCGUACAUCAUCAAUCGUCGUGCAAAAAAUAUUUAUAGUGAGUGCUUACCUUUCACAUGCGAACUACUGGUUUUCUUUCUUCCUCGUGUUCAUUAAUCACUAGCUUGAGUGUGAGUGUGAUUUGUGUCCAAAACUUAUAUGUAAUUUUGUUCUGUAUCGCCCUCUUUAUCAUGAAUGGUUUGCAUGAUGUUUAUUAUUCUUCA